Molecule: messenger RNA, 1008 nt
Organism: Monopterus albus (swamp eel)
Lineage: Eukaryota; Metazoa; Chordata; Actinopteri; Synbranchiformes; Synbranchidae
Product: galectin-3-binding protein A-like
Exons: 1
Source: RefSeq, a predicted model, not a curated record
GAUGUCGUUUUUCAGAAUCAGAACUUUUUCUAUGAGUAUGCAAUUCGUACAGGUGAUGAGGCACUGCAGGAAAUCUGUCUUCGCUACCUGGCGUGGAACUGUGAGGCACUGAUCCGUUCCCCAGCCUGGACAAUUCUUCAGUUUGGUCUGGUCAAAGCUCUUCUUUCUCGGUCAGACCUUGUGGUGCGUAAUGAAACCGUCAUCCUGAGAGGCCUGGAGAGAUGGGUGGCAGCUCAAGGAAACACUACUAUUCCUGAGAGCCUUCUCAAGCUCAUUCAUUUCCCAAUGAUACCAGCUGAGGACUUAUACACACUAGAUGGCGCACAGUACCAUGCCAGUAAGUUGCAGGGUUUUCAGUUUAAUGCCCUGCCUGUCAUGAUGCUGCUCAGUCACCUGACAGAAGAACAACAUGUCUACACAUCCAGGAUUUACACAGGAGGUCCAUGGAGCUUUAGCUUCAGCACUCAGGACAUCAGUGCCUACAAGAAUUUGGGGUUCUACAGGCUUCGUGGCGAGAGCAUCAGUAGUCUGACAUCUGAUUUUCAAACACCUGUUCAUAACAGCGCUUACUUUAUUUUUCACAAGAUGCGCUGGAAAACCAGGGUAUAUAUCCGUGAUGAAGACUGCUCAAGUGAAAGUGUCUCUUGCCCUUCCUUGCCAGCUGUCAGUUUGAAGAUUCAAGAAAAGAACCAUAAUUUACCCAGUGAGAUGGAGGAACGUAUUCGUUACAGGAAUAGGCUUGUUGUUAUGUGUGAAGGCAGGUAUGUGUCCUAUGUUGAUGAAUUUAAUGGAGUUGAUGACGGGACUCUUGUAUUUGUUCCAAGUGGCACAGAGCAAGUCUAUACAUGCCACUCAAACCGGUUCUCCUACCAAGUGGUGGUACAUCCUCAGUACUCCACAAACUAGCUGUGGUUUUCAAACAUGAAUAUGGAUGAAUGAGGAACAACAUACUGUAAAUGGAUAUGAUUGUAUAUGACUUGAUAAAAUCAAUAAACUCUGUUUUGCUUA